GUCACGAGGAAGAUGCCACAGUGGCCAUGCGCGUGAAUGAACGAGGGCAACCAUCGUCCUUCGUCGCUCCAUUUCCUUUACUUCUUCAUCCCUACGCCAGCAACCAGUCCGCGUCUGAUGUACGGCUCCUCGGAUACCACGUCACCUAAACCAGCCGGUGCAGCAUCACCCUCGUCAUCAUCCUCUGGACCAUCGACCACACCAGCAACACUAGGCUACUUUUGCAUCUACAACCCCGACUUUGGCCCGACGGACGAAACUCAGCAUGAGCAACUUCUCUACUAUGUGGCACGCAAGACUGUGUCGAUGGACGUCAAGAUGCGCAAUAUCGGACUCUCACAGGGACUCGUGAAUUUUGCUCGGAUAUUCUCACCAACGGCGCCGUGCGAGAAUGUGCACUCACAGAAGAACCGACUGGCAUUUUAUGAAGCCGAACCUGGGUACUGGUUACAGUUGUGUAUAGAACUCGGCACGAUAAAGCGAUCUGUCAAGGGCUCCGACGGAAAGAACCGUAUCAUCACUGAAUAUCUCGAGCACGAAGUACACGACACUGUGGUCACCGCGUUGUUAAAACAGGCCUAUGCGAUGUACAAAAUCGCCAACGGAACCAUGGACAACCUUGUGCAGACACACAAUGGCAAUACCCGGCCGCUACAGCGCCGAUUGGAAGAGUUCUUUGAAUCGUGGGUCCUGGGCUGGGAGUUCGAAAAGACCAUGACGCUCGAGCGAGCAUUAGACGGGAUUAAUUAUUUACCUCUGAGCAAGGCUGGAUACUUAAGUGUCGAUCGACUGAUGAAAAGCGUACGGGACAAGUAUCAAGGAUGGAUCACACAUUCGAUGGUAACUUUUGAAGAUCAGUUGGUGUCGAGUGAUAUCCGGGACGAGGAUCUGAGAGCCGCCUGGAGGCAUGUCGUGCAGCUGACGGGAUAUGAGGGGUACAGUGCACAAUCGGCAUUGGAGCGGAGAGAGGAGGAAGAGUCACGGAAACGGAAGACCUCGACAUUCAAAUUUGGAAAAUCAUGGUCCAAUACCGGUAUCUUUGGAUUCUACAGGGCGUCGACUUCUGCAGGAACACCACCGACGACACCACCAUUGCGUCCAACGUCGCGUGUCAAUUCACCUGCUCCUUCGAUCCGGAGUGUCGAGGGCGUGAUCUCCAGCAGCUCAAACAGUCUUUCUCCACCAGGGGCCACAGGCACAGCAGGGUCGAGUCCUCGGCCAUCAGAAGAGUGGGAGGUCAUCUUGGCGAGUGGCGGGAAUGCGCAUGUGAACGCUCUGUGGUUUGGAGAAUCUAAUGAAAGCGAAGACGUGGAGGAAUAUUUUGGCAUCAUAUUCAAGCACAAGAGCGGACUCAGCUUGUCGUUCUUCGCGCCUGUCACGCAGGAUGAGUCUCAACGACUGAUCGACGAACCUAAACAGUUUACUGAGGAGCUGGAGGAUUACAUCUUAGGUCUGGUUUAUGAUCCUCCAUUAUUAGACCCUAGCGAGAACACGACACGGUCGUUGUUGGAAGAAGUAUCGAGGCAGAUGAUUAAGGAGGCGAAUGCAGCUCGCAGCCUAGGCGGCACAGUAGCGAAUGAUAGAGAGAUUCGGUUUUUGUAUUUCAACAAGAUGAACCUGGCGAUCAAGGCGCAACUGGGAUUGCCUACAGGGAAGGGGGGAAUUAAUAUGGCAUCAGAUAUGGCUCUAUCGCUACUGGAUAUCAAGCAGGACUUUGACCGGAUGCCGGACGCCACAGAGAUUACGACUCGGUCACCCUCGAAUCAUUGGAUUGUAGGCAAGCGAUUUGAGGAUCGGGAGGUUUAUAUGAUUGUAUCGCGAAAGGAUAGUACACUUGUUCAAGUUGAAGAUGAGGUACGAAAGUUGACAUCGCUGUACUUUAGCGGCAAUACAAUGUCUCCUUCAUCUACGAUGACAUUGACACGUUCAGCAAUGUCACCUGUGGCGAAGUAGACCAACUAUGUAAUAAAAAAUGAAAACACAGAACGCUACCUGUGUCGACACCUCUGUUAUCUUCCAAUAGUUUCUUUGCGAGUUGGCGAAUUAAAUG
Molecule: messenger RNA, 2050 nt
Organism: Gamsiella multidivaricata
Lineage: Eukaryota; Fungi; Mortierellomycota; Mortierellomycetes; Mortierellales; Mortierellaceae
Exons: 7
Coding region: 37-1953 (638 amino acids)
Biological process (GO): vesicle-mediated transport
Cellular component (GO): Mon1-Ccz1 complex; intracellular membrane-bounded organelle
Source: RefSeq, a predicted model, not a curated record